Amaranthus tricolor (Joseph's coat) is the source of this 1877-nucleotide messenger RNA. RefSeq names its product 7-dehydrocholesterol reductase. Gene Ontology annotation, biological process: brassinosteroid biosynthetic process; sterol biosynthetic process. The record is from RefSeq and is a predicted model, not a curated record. The transcript is spliced from 13 exons. Gene Ontology annotation, molecular function: oxidoreductase activity, acting on the CH-CH group of donors, NAD or NADP as acceptor. The coding region runs from base 352 to 1656 and encodes 434 amino acids. Gene Ontology annotation, cellular component: endoplasmic reticulum membrane. NCBI's taxonomy places the organism in Eukaryota, Viridiplantae, Streptophyta, Magnoliopsida, Caryophyllales, Amaranthaceae.
CAGUAUUAAAGCUAUGAUCACAAUGAUAAUCAUCAAUUAACCACGCUAAUAUGCAACGUUACACGUUAGUAUUCUGUUUUACUCAUUUUACAUUAUUUAAAUGAUGCAAAAUAAAUAAGACGGAUAAUCAUAGAGGAAUAACUAACUUUCUGCAUUUUCUGAAUGCGACCUACUGUUUAAAUCCAGAUAAAAGGGGCACUUAUGUCAUUCAAAGUAACCAUCUUUUUGGAAUUUCAGUUUGAUACUUGCUUUCUUUUACUCAUUCAGAGAUCAUACUACUUGGGAUUUUAAGGAUACCCACAUUUUUUAUAAGUUUGAAGAGAAAAAAAGGGGGGAAAAGAAGAAAAAUCAAUGGCUGAAUCAAAAACAGUUCACUCUCCUAUGGUGACAUAUGUUUCAAUGUUAUCACUUCUUACUCUUUGCCCUCCUUUUGUCAUUCUAUUAUGGUACACUAUGGUACAUGCUGAUGGUUCGAUAUCUCAAACAUGGCAAUUAUUGAGGGAGACCGGGUUACAAGGUUUCAUCAACUUAUGGCCUAGACCUUCAUUCAUUGCAUGUAAAAUUAUCUUUUGUUACGGAGCAUUUGAGGCUGCACUUCAACUGUUGCUACCAGGGAAAAGAGUAGAGGGCCCUAUAUCUCCCACCGGGAAUCGUCCUGUCUAUAAGGCAAAUGGUAUGCAAGCAUAUUUUAUCACUUUGAUCACCUAUCUCGGGCUAUGGUGGUUUGAUAUCUUUAAUCCGGCGACAGUGUAUGAUCAUUUGGGGGAGAUAUAUUCAACUCUUAUAUAUGGAAGCUUCAUCUUUUGCAUCUUCUUGUACAUAAAAGGACAUGUCGCACCAUCUUCAUCUGAUGCUGGUUCUUGUGGAAACUUCAUUAUUGAUUUUUAUUGGGGUAUGGAGCUAUAUCCACGAAUUGGUAAGAACUUUGACAUAAAGGUUUUCACAAACUGCAGAUUUGGGAUGAUGUCUUGGGCAGUUCUUGCCUUGACAUAUUGUAUUAAGCAGUAUGAGCUAUAUGGAAAAGUUGCCGAUUCAAUGCUAGUAAAUACAAUUCUAAUGAUUGUGUAUGUCACAAAAUUCUUCUGGUGGGAAGCUGGGUAUUGGAAUACCAUGGACAUUGCCCAUGAUCGAGCUGGAUUUUACAUUUGUUGGGGAUGCUUGGUAUGGGUCCCAUCAAUCUAUACUUCUCCCGGCAUGUAUCUUGUCAACCACCCCGUGAAUCUUGGAAUUCAGCUAUCGGUUUAUAUUCUAGUGGCGGGUAUUUCGUGCAUCUUUAUCAAUUACGACUGCGAUAGGCAGAGACAGGAAUUUCGUAGAACUAAUGGCAAAUGCUUGGUUUGGGGCAAAGCUCCAUCAAAGAUUCUUGCGUCGUAUACUACAACAUCAGGAGAAACCAAGACUAGCCUUCUCUUAACCUCAGGAUGGUGGGGUUUAUCUCGACAUUUCCAUUACGUUCCAGAAAUAUUGGCGGCUUUUUUCUGGACUCUUCCUGCACUUUUUAGUCAUUUUCUUCCUUACUUCUACGUCUUAUUCCUUACCGUCCUUCUUGUGGAUCGUGCUAAAAGGGAUGAUGACAGAUGCCGAUCCAAGUACGGCAAGUAUUGGAAACUUUACUGCGAGAAGGUUCCCUAUAGGAUUGUACCUGGAAUGUAUUGAGCAUCAUCCAAGUCAUUUAUGUUUAUCUCUAGUCUAACUAAGUAAUGUAAUGUUGUAUUUCUUAAACUUAGUUGUAAACUCUGUUAGUCAUUUGUAUAAAUAUGGUGUAUAUGACAUUUAUCCUUAAUAUUAUGGCUGGUUUGGUGAACAGAAAGGUGUAUAAAAUUAAUGGUUUUUUGGUUUCAGAUUGUUAUAAACGACUAUUCUUUUUACUUAUCAAA